AUGGAUAACAACUUAAAUGACCAGGAAAAUCCGAUGGAAAGACAGGGCAGUUGUCUACUAUUAAGAUGCGCCAGUCAAAACUCUUUGGAUGAGAGUUCACAGAAACAUAUUCCUCAGUCUCACCACCAUAAUAAAGAGCGCCCACCAUAUAAAAACCACCUGCACACUCAAAAGGCAUUUGAAGUGAUGAAUGUCAUGCGAAAACAAAAACUACUAUGCGAUGUGACCCUGGUAGCAGAUUCAGUGGAAAUCCCAGCACACAAGAUGGUUUUAGCCUCAUGUUCGCCAUAUUUUUGCGCGAUGUUCUCCAGCUUUGAAGAGAGCCGACAGGAUCGAAUCACAUUGCAAGAAGUUGACCAUCAAGCUCUCCUGUUACUCAUCGAAUAUGCUUACACUAGCGAAGUGCAAGUCACUGAAGAUAAUGUGCAAGUUUUGCUGCCCGCCGCCAAUUUGCUGCAAUUAACAGAUGUAAGAGAUGCAUGUUGCGAUUUUUUACAAGCUCAACUGCAUCCCACAAACUGUUUGGGGAUAAGGGCGUUUGCUGAUUUACACGGCUGCAUAGAGUUACUUUCUCACGCUGAAACAUAUAUUGAACUACAUUUUCCUCAAGUUGUUGAAUGUGAAGAAUUUUUAACUCUUAGUCAUCAACAGGUGUCAAAGCUGAUAUGCAGUGAUAAAUUAACUGUGCCAACCGAAGAAAAAGUUUUUGAAUGUGUCAUUGCUUGGGUGCAACACGACCUCGCAAACCGCAAAAAACACCUUUCCUCUUUGAUGGAACACGUCAGAUUACCUCUGAUGACGCAAGAAUACCUAGUUCAAAGGGUCGAAGAGGAACCCUUAUUAAAAGCCGACUUAAUAUGCAAAGAUUUUUUAAUAGAAGCCCUUAAGUAUCAUUUGUUGAAAGGCGACACCAAAACGACCUUCAGAACGCCCCGAACAAAGCCUAGGCAACCGGUGGGUUUGCCUAAAGUUUUACUAGUUGUUGGGGGACAAGCCCCAAAAGCCAUAAGAAGCGUUGAGUGUUAUGAUUUUAAGGAAGAACGGUGGUAUCAAGUCGCCGAAAUGCCUACCAGAAGAUGCAGGGCUGGAUUGGCUGUCUUGAAUGGAAAAGUAUUUGCUGUUGGAGGUUUCAACGGUUCUCUAAGAGUAAAGACAGUCGACUCUUAUGAGGCCGGUUUGGAUCUGUGGUCCGCAAUGGAGAGCAUGGAAGCCAGAAGGUCCACUUUGGGGGUGGCAGUAUUGAAUAACUGCAUUUAUGCUGUGGGAGGUUUCGAUGGGUCCACAGGUUUAUCAAGCGCUGAAAUGUACGAUCCGCAGGUGGGAAAAUGGAAAAUUAUUCAGUCUAUGUCCACUAGGAGGAGUAGUGUUGGAGUUGGAGUGCUAUAUGGGCAGUUAUAUGCGGUUGGAGGCUACGACGGCGCGUCGAGGCAAUGCCUGAACAGCGUGGAGUGCUACACGCCCGAGACGGAGGCGUGGAUCACGAUACCGGACAUGUGUUCUCGACGCAGCGGCGCCGGCGUCGGGGUGCUGGACGGAAUUUUGUACGCGGUCGGCGGUCACGACGGCCCCCUGGUCCGCAAGUCCGUCGAGGCUUUCGACCCGGCCGCCAACCGGUGGACCCCCGUCUGCGACAUGACGAUGUGCCGGCGAAACGCCGGCGUCGUCGCCAUGAACGGGCUCCUCUACGUAGUAGGAGGCGACGAUGGAAGCUGCAAUUUAUCUUCUGUGGAAGUUUACAACCCCAAAGCCGAUAUGUGGACCAUGUUGCCAAGCUGCAUGUCCAUCGGUAGGUCGUACGCUGGUGUCGCUGUCAUCGAUAAGCCCAUUUGA
This is a messenger RNA of Brassicogethes aeneus, 1830 nucleotides long. Lineage: Eukaryota; Metazoa; Arthropoda; Insecta; Coleoptera; Nitidulidae. The record is from the annotation of a GenBank genome assembly.